AUGGCUCCCUUUGAGACACUUUAUGGGAAGCAGUGUCGUACAUCUUUGUGUUGGAAUGAAGUAGGAGAAAGAGAGCUCUGCGGUCCCGAGUUGAUUCAUGAUACGAAUGAGAAUAUUAAAGUGGUCAUAGAUAGACUCAAGGCCGCUCAAAGUAGGCAGAAGAGUUAUGCAGAUGUCCGUAAGAAGGACCUUGAGUUUCAACUGAUUAGUUUGACGAAGGAUUUGAUCUAUGAGGAGGAACCGGUUCAGAUUCUUGACCGAAAGGAACAAGUGCUUAGGAACAAGACAAUCCCAUUUGUAAAGGUGCUUUGGAGGAGUCAUCAAGUAGAAGAAGCUACUUGGGAAUCAGAGGAGCAGUUGAGGCAGAAGUAUCCCUAUGUCUUCGAAUGA
Fragaria vesca subsp. vesca is the source of this 390-nucleotide messenger RNA. RefSeq lists its product as uncharacterized. The transcript is spliced from 2 exons. The record is from RefSeq and is a predicted model, not a curated record. Lineage: Eukaryota; Viridiplantae; Streptophyta; Magnoliopsida; Rosales; Rosaceae. Bases 1 to 390 code for a protein of 129 amino acids.